Molecule: messenger RNA, 3249 nt
Organism: Culex quinquefasciatus (southern house mosquito)
Lineage: Eukaryota; Metazoa; Arthropoda; Insecta; Diptera; Culicidae
Exons: 5
Coding region: 153-2966 (937 amino acids)
Cellular component (GO): extracellular region
Molecular function (GO): chitin binding
Source: RefSeq, a predicted model, not a curated record
AUCUACGAUUCAGUUGAUAUCCUUACGGUCUAUAUAAAGUGCUAUUUGGUGUUGCAGGUUGUCAGUGUUGAAAUAAGUGCUACGAACGAAACAAACGAAGAAGCUACUAGUGGGCAGCAGCUCGAAUUCUACAAGAUCUUCAGGAAUACAAUAUGAAAGUAUUCAUCGCGACCCUUCCACUGUUGUUCGCAUUGGGAACGUUCGCGAAUCCAACGUUCCGCUAUGAAGAUGGAGUGGUGAAUCCCCAGUGUCCCUCGGUGGAUGAUCCGAGGAAUCCGAUACAUCUGCCGCACCCGACCGAUUGUGGCAGGUUCUUGAAGUGCUUCAAUGGUCGUGCCUUCACGAUCCCUUGCCCACCAGGCGAACAGUUUGGGGUGAGGAUCCAGCGUUGCGAUUAUCCGCAGAUUGCCCAGUGUCGUACGGUGCUGGCACAACCUCAACCGGCCCAGUUCCGCUUCGAAGAGGGAAUUCCAAACGCAGCAUGCCCUCGUACCGACGAUCCAAUGCGGCCAAUUCACCUGCGGCAUCCGACCAGCUGUCGCAAGUUCAUGAAAUGCUUCAGCGGUAAAACGUUCGAGCUGGAUUGUCCACCCGGACAAGAAUGGGCAGCGGCACUGAACCGAUGCGACUAUCCGUCGGUCGCAAUGUGUAGCCUUGCCCAGCGUUCCCGCGUCGAAGAAGAACCAGCCCAGCAAGGCACCGCCAACGAAGCUGUUGAAGAAGUCAAGGCAGAGCAGCCUGUGGAAGUCAUCGAAGAAACUGAAGCUGAACCCGAAGGAGUUCAAGAAAAAAGAGCCAAAAUUCUUCCAAUGAAAGCCGAAUUUGUCUACAGUGCCGGCAUUCCCAACCAUUUGUGCCCCCUCAAGGAUGACCCGUUCCGUCCAGUUCAUCUACCUCACGAUUUCGAUUGCUCCAAGUUCCAGAAGUGCUUCGAUGGUCGGGCUUACGUCAUCAGCUGUCCACCUGGUCAGCAGUACGGACCCAGGAUCAACCGCUGUGAUUAUCCCCAAUUUGCCCAGUGUUCUCUGCCCAAGAAGAAGCACCUGCCAAAAAGCCUCAGCAAGGCUCGCUCCAAGGUUCCGGAUGAUUACUACUACGACGAUUACAACUACGAUUCCGACGGUGACUUCCCCCUGGACUCAACCGAGUGGACCGAAGAUCAACGGGAAAUGAUUCUCGGAAUCAGCGACAUUCGGUGCCCCAAGGAGGACGACGAGGACAGCCCGGUGCAUCUGGUCCAUCCGAAGGACUGCGGAAAGUUCUACAAGUGUUACAACGGUCGCGCUUAUCUUAUCAUGUGUCCUCCGGGCCAACACUGGAGCGUACGAUUCGAUCGUUGCGAAUAUCCUAAGGUGGCGAAAUGCACCAUUCGUCUCGCAGCGGUUGCUCUGGGCGUUGAAAUCCAACCCACGAGGGCAGUCCAUUUCGAAGGCUCGACCACCGUAGCACUUCAGGAACUUUUGGCAGUUUCCGCGGACGGGGAAGUGCAUCGGAUUUUUCGGGUCAUCGUUCCGGGGACACCUGACAUCGACUACGCCUGGGACUACCACGUACGUCUCCUCUCCGGCGUACUGCUGAUAUUGGGGCUGUUGGUACUGUUGCUGGGGUUGUUGGUAGGGUUGUGGUUGCUGGUAAGCUGGUCGCUCUACUUGCUGGAACUGGGGACCGCUUGGAAGCUCAACUGGCCAGCUGGGCUGAGGAAGUGGCUGGGUCUGAGGACGUUGGGGAACGUUCUGAACUGGAGCAGCGUUGUACAUGGGUGGUUGCUGCGGCAUCUGAGAAGGCACAGUUUGCUGCUCGGCAUUGUUUCCGGGCUGCUGAUAAGCGUUCUGCUGCCACGCUUGAUAGCUCAGUUGUGGUUCCGGCUGGGACCAUUUGAAGCUGCAACGGGCCAGCUCUGGGUAGUCGCACCGGUUAACCUGGAUUCCGAACUCCAGUCCGGCGGGGCAUUCAUGCUCGUAGGCACGGCCUCCGUAGCACUUCAUGAACUUGCGGCAAUCGCCGUUGACGGGCAGAUGGGUUGGGUUGAUCGGGUCAUCCAUACGCGGGCAACGGGUAUCGACGACUCCUGGCACAAUCCUGUAACCGUCCGGGCUCAUCUGCUGCUGCUGCUGCUGGGGCCACUGCAUCUGCUGUUGCCACUGUUGCUGCUCCCACUGCUGUUGCUGCCACUGGGGCUGGUAGUAUUGCGGGACGGCGGCAACGCCAACCGCAGCAAUUACGAAACACAGAGCGAUGUUGAAAUUCCCAGUGAUAGCAGGAUGCGAUCAGUCCUGUUGGUUUUGGCGAGCACUCUCGCGCUAAGCUUUGCCAAUCCGAUCUGGUGGCCGGAACUGUGCCCGGUAGGAGCCCCCCAGUCACAUAAGCCGCACGAGAAUGAUUGUUGCUUGUUCUACACGUGCAACAGCGGAUGGGCAUAUCUGAUGAACUGUCCCCAGAAUCAACACUUCUGGGCAGCGGCUCAACGGUGUGAAUAUCCAGCGACUGCCCAAUGUACGCUUCCGCUUUCGUCCUGUACUGGAGCACCUCCAGCUCCCGCCACCACCACCACAACGCCAGCUCCAAUUGUGCCAACAACUACUACAACAACUCCAGCACCAGUAACGACAACAACUCCGGUACCAACGACGACAACUCCUGUGCCAACCACAACGACUCCGGUUAUACCGGAAGCACCCACUCCAGCCCCGACCGCAGCACCCACAACAACGACUCCAGCGCCCACUCCCGCUCCCACCCCAGCACCGACGACAACAACUCAGGCGCCCACAACCUUGGCUCCGACGACGACUCCCAUCAUUCCGGAAGCCCCCACCCCUACUCCGGUGAUUCCGGAAGCUCCAACUCCGGGAACCACCACGGUAGCCUCGACCACCACCGUAGCAGGCCCUGUUACCACACCGGAUGCCGCGGUUCCAACGGUGGAAACCGUCCCGCCACCAACGGUCGAAACCGUCGCAUACUAGACUCGACCCUUCCAAAUCCAUCAACUCCGCAAACAAGUAUCAUAAUUAGGAGCAUUCGGUAGCACCUCGAGCGGCAAUCGGAAUAAACCUCCAGUGAUCCAGUGGUUGUUACUACUGUAAUCGAUGACACCGUUUUUUAUUAGUACUAAUAAGUAGAUAAGAUAUCCCCAGCGGGCUGCCGUCUGCUAUUCAAUAAACUCAUUAUCAAUAGUGGUAAAACGAUGAAUUUUUCGUCCAACAGCGCAAUUAAAGUCGUCAUUAAAGAUUUCCUGUUCUCACAUGA